AUGGGAACCAAACACUCGGCCCACAGGCUUCACAGCCACGGCCACAAGCACUCGUCGACGUCUCGUGCGGAUUCAUCUCACCAGUCUACGGGUGAAUCCUGUGCUUCACCGCGCGAUGAAAAGGUUAGCACCCACGCAUCGUGCGGCCCAACCGAGUCGUCUAUAGAAACAACCAAGGAGCAGCUCCAUCGCCACCCCACGCACACGCACAAGGACAGCCCCCUUGAUCGAAACCCGUUCACUCGCAUCUUGUUGAAGUUCCCGCAGGCUGCGAAAGCCUUCAACGGUGUGCGCUCGACGUUCAAGACAUUCGACAAGGAGGGCCAUGGAUACAUUGUGUCCGACGAUCUCCCGGCCAUCUACAAGGAACUUGGUGUGAGCUUUUCGGAAGACGAGAUCAACCAAGUGUUCGAAGAAUCCGAUAUGAAGGAGAACGGCAAACUCACCUUCAAGGAGCUUCUCGUCUCUCUCGCCAUCGGGUUUUUGCUGCAUCGAAUCCCUUCACUAGAGAAAAACCGACUCAGCGUCUUCUACACGUCUCGAAGUGGCAGCAUCAACGGCAGCAUCAGUGGAAGUGUUGGCAGGAACAACAACAUCGGUGGGAAUAGUGUCGGUGGAUCAAGCACCUCCAGCACUGCCAUGGCGAUGAACGGAGAUGACGUCGAGCUCCGAAGCGCUUACCAACUGGCAAUAGAUGCAUUCCUCUGGUUCGACACUGAAGGUAGCGGAUAUAUCAAUCGCAACGACAUGUCCGUGCAGCUAGAGGCCUCCAUGGCGCGUCAUUCACCGACGAAGAAACUCAAAAGGCGCUCGGGUGGCUACAAGGACUCGGGUGAAGACUCCAAGAACUGGUCGAUCUGGGAGCGUCGCUUUGCUGAGAUGGACUGGAAUCACAACGGCAUGAUCCACUUCAACGAGUUCCUCAUGGCGUUCGAGUCGUGGGUUGGUGUCGACGACGACGAGGACGAAGAGGAUGAAGAGGAAACACGCCACGAGACUGAGAAGGAGACCUCAACUGCCGUCGACUCCUCCGCCCAGUAG
Molecule: messenger RNA, 1041 nt
Organism: Phytophthora sojae
Lineage: Eukaryota; Oomycota; Peronosporomycetes; Peronosporales; Peronosporaceae
Exons: 8
Coding region: 1-1041 (346 amino acids)
Molecular function (GO): calcium ion binding
Source: RefSeq, a predicted model, not a curated record